CUCUGAUUUUGUUCACGGAAAGUAUAUCGCCAUAUUGCUUCCGUGAAUUCAGUGAAAAAUUUGUACAUUUCUCUUCAAUUAUGACUACAAUGCCAGAAUGAAGUGAUAAAAAACAAUCUACAUUUUAUCAAAAUUAUCCUCGAUACGUUGUUUUGUGUCUCAACUACCAAUACGGCCCGUAAAAGCGUCGAGCUGGGAUGUCGUAUGAGAAAAUGGAAGUUGUAAAUCCUGCUGAGAAGGAGGCGAGCGAAGUGUUGCAUUCCCUUCUUUCGGUGGAGAGGCGUAGUGUGGAUAGCAAAGAGUCGAUCAUAGUCUCGAUACCGUCCGACCAAAACGGCGGAGGUGAAUACGGGGAGAACGCUCAGUGGCACACACCAGUCAUGGGACAACAUUCAGUUUUUGAAAUGGGAGCCCCACAAAAUAUUCAACAGCAUACCUAUAAUGGACAUCAAGAACAGGUUCUCUGGCAAGGGCACACUAUUCAGGUAGAGAAUGGUAAUCCAAAUUUAACAAACAUGCAAGGGCAGUAUACUAUAGAGUUUGAACCUCAAGUGGAUGGUGAGUCCGGAGAAUUAGAUGUGGAUACAAAACCAAAGGUAGAGAAGAAAACGGUUCUUAAAAAAAGAAAAAAAGCUGAUUCUGACAGUGAUGAGGAGGUGUUGGACAAUAAAUUGGAAGACAAUCCUACACAGGUCAAAGAGAGACUGAGAAGAGGCUGCGACUGUAAAGAUAACUGCUAUCGAGGGCUUAAUCCUGAGGCAGUAUAUCGUCACCGCCUCAACAUAGCUGAACUCACAAAAAGCGAACACGACAUGUACUUGAUGGGCAUCACAAUGGCUAGCUUAGCAAAUCCAGCAGAGACUUCCCGGCACAAAGUAAGAAGGAGAUUAAGAGCCUGCUACGUAUAUCAAGGUAGAAAAGUUUGUUUGGAAGCAUUCUUAUAUCUUGAAAAUGUGACACACUAUCAGUUAAAACGUAUCCGGCAACAUGUGAUGACCCAUGGUGUUGCACCUAGGAUACAUGGAAAUGUUGGUAAGAAGCCCUAUAACACUUUCACUUUAGACAUAUACAAACAUGCAACGAAUUUCCUUAAGGAAUAUUUGAAGCAACAUGCAAAUUCUCCUAAAGAUGUUCAGCCUUCAGGAGAAGGUAAGAAAGGCAGCAAAACCAUUAUUAUCCAAGGAGACUCUCGAAAGCACUUGUUCGAGGCUUAUAAGGAGUAUGGAGAAAUCUUAGAACCAGGUGUUAAAUUAAUGGGUUAUUCAACCUUCCGAGCGUUUAUGAAAGACCAGUUUCCACAUGUUAAAUUCGCCACCAAAAAACAAGAAAUACCAAAGGAUAUGAUUCCGUUUCGAAGUGGCAAAUGCAUGUCUUAUGAUAAAAACAAAGACCCUGUCAGGAUGCAGCAAGAGAAAGAAAAGGCCGAGGCGAAGAAGGCAGCUAUGGAGGCCAAGAAGAAAGAGGAGCACGAUAGAGAACAUGCUCAACAACAAGCCCAACAACAGCAACAGAAACAACAGCAAGUGCAGCAGCAGCAGCAGCAGCAGCAACAACAACAACAAGUCCAGCAGGUGCAGGUGCAGCAACACCAACAGAUGUCGAAUCAACCGCACGUCGUCAUACACCAGCAGCAGCCGCAACAACAGCAGCAGAUGCAGCAACAGAUGCUUGUGCCCCAAGUGAGCCAGCACCAGCAGGUGCUCACACAGCAGGUGGGCGGGGUGCAGCAGGUCUCACAGCAGCACUGCGUGCAGUCGCUCGGGGUGUCGGAGGAGGGCGGCCAACAGGUGGAGAUGGCUCAGCAGGUAAUACCGCUCGCCGUGGUGCAGCAGCCGCAGGCCUACAUCGUGACGCCGGUCUCGCACUUCCAGACCCGCGUGCAGGACGCGUGGUACAGACAUUGAGUAAAGUGCAGCGACUCUUCUCCUUUAUUUUUUGGCUCCGGCACGGUUUGUGCAUUAGCCAGCGUCAAGUAAUAAGACUUUUAUAAUUCGCCGUUUUAAUUAUUCACAG
Molecule: messenger RNA, 2013 nt
Organism: Bombyx mandarina (wild silkworm)
Lineage: Eukaryota; Metazoa; Arthropoda; Insecta; Lepidoptera; Bombycidae
Source: RefSeq, a predicted model, not a curated record